Molecule: messenger RNA, 846 nt
Organism: Psilocybe cubensis
Lineage: Eukaryota; Fungi; Basidiomycota; Agaricomycetes; Agaricales; Agrocybaceae
Exons: 2
Coding region: 1-846 (281 amino acids)
Source: RefSeq, a predicted model, not a curated record
AUGUGGAAGAAAAUGAAACGCGUCGAGCGUCGUGGGACUCUGGAGCAGCAGCAACAGCAGCAGGUCGCGGCGCUGCAGGCCCAGCAGCAGCAGCACCAGCCGCGGGCAAACUCUCACGCCCAACUGCCCUCAUCACAGGGCUCGGACCGAUCGCUCAACCGCACAGACACGAUUCUGACGCAUCAGGCGUCGCAUAGUGCCCAGAGCUUCGCGAACGCACGGAACGACCGCGACAGAGACGACACCUCCGCGCAACACCACCGCUCCAACGCCGCGUCCGCGUCCGCCGCCGCCACUGCCAACGCCCAUGCGUCCUCGAACUCAAAGGCCCAGCGCCACGCACCGACACCGCCGCUGAUCGCGUCACUGCGUGAGCAGCAGGACGAUGAAGAGGAUGAAGAUGGGGAUUUGGAGCGCGAUCCUGAUCAGCUGCCCACGUCGAAUAUUGGGCGGGGCGGGUCGGCUGCUGCUGCUGCGAUGCACAGCGCGCGCUCGGACUCGCGGAAUGGGCGUGUGCGGGGAGGAAAGGGGAGCCCGUCUGGCGGGGUCGUUCCUGCCAAGCGGUCUGGGUUGCAUGGGUCCAUCUCACCGAGGGGCGAGACCGACGUGGAUGCGGACGCUGACGCAGAUGCUGAGGCCGAGGCCGACGCGGAGCUGUUGAAUGCUGUGGACGCUGCUGGGGAGGACGAUGAUUUGGACGGGGAGGGUGAUGGUGAUGGCGAGGGCGAUCCUGAAAAUGACGGGGACCCGGACGCUGAAUUGCUCGAGGCUGUUGAUGCGGCCGAGGCGAACUCGAAUGCUAGUUCUCAUGGUGGCGAACGCUUGUGGCUCAAAUCGGAAGCCUGA